AUGGGCUUCAAGAUCACACGCUCCCAGCGUUUGUCCGCCGUGAUUGGGAUUUCCUCGGUUUUUUUCGUGGCGGAGAUUUCCAUUGGAUUUUAUACGCAUUCUUUGGCUUUGGUCGCUGAUGCCUUCCACUAUCUAAAUGACCUGAUCGGCUUCAUCGUGGCAUUGGUGGCUCUCCGGAUAUCCGAGACAAACGAUGCGCCCAAAUCCUUAUCCUUCGGAUGGCAGCGAGCCCAGCUACUCGGCGCGUUCUUCAACGGUGCGCUUCUUUUCGCCCUGGGGAUCAGCGUAUUCCUACAAUCGAUAGAGCGAUUCAUUUCGUUGCAGUACGUGGAGAAUCCGAAGCUGAUGUUCAUUAUGGGCGCGGUGGGGUUGGGUCUGAAUCUGAUCAGCGCAGUUUUCCUGCAUGAACAUGACCACGGACACGGUCAUCAUGGACAUUCAGCCGCACCGUUGUCCCCUAUUCCACCUCCCAGCCAUGAGCCAGAGAUCUCCGAGCAUCAUAAUCACAAACACCAGCUGCACGGCACACAACCGACCUCCCUGGGACACGACUUGGGCAUGCUAGGUGUUUUGCUGCACGUGGUCAGCGAUGCGGCCAAUAACCUGGGAGUCAUGGCUGCAGCCCUGGUGAUCUGGCUGGCACACUACGAGGGAAGAUACUAUGCAGAUCCGGGCACGAGUAUGGGGAUCGCCAUGAUGAUUAUGCUGUCUUCACUUCCUCUCGUGCGACGAUCUGGCCUCAUUCUGUUGGAGAGCGCUCCGAACGGGUUGGAUCCGGCGGACGUGAAACAUGAUCUGGAAAAGGCACGUAUUCGCGCUUCGGGAUCAGUAUCCGAAGAAGCCAUCCUCGUACCUGGUGUCUUAGCCAUCCACGAGCUUCACAUCUGGCGUCUGAAUCAGAACAAGACUCUGGCAUCGGUCCACGUCGUGGUCUCCGAUCCGUCCGUGGAGAACUUUGCCAAGACGACCAAGACCAUGAAUGAAUGCUUUCAUGCGUACGGUAUCCAUUCGGCAACACUUCAGCCGGAAAUGUGUCCCCUGGCGGAGGCCAUCUAUACGGAGCAUGAAUCGGCGGAGACCGUGCAGGAGCUACGCAAGAGAUCGCUGGAGAAAUGCCAAGUGCUGUGCGGAACGUUAUGCGAGGAGCUGACAUGCUGUGGGUAG
Aspergillus bombycis is the source of this 1164-nucleotide messenger RNA. RefSeq names its product putative di-, tri-valent inorganic cation transporter. The transcript has 9 exons. The coding region runs from base 1 to 1164 and encodes 387 amino acids. The record is from RefSeq and is a predicted model, not a curated record. Gene Ontology annotation, biological process: zinc ion transmembrane transport; intracellular zinc ion homeostasis. Gene Ontology annotation, molecular function: zinc ion transmembrane transporter activity. Lineage: Eukaryota; Fungi; Ascomycota; Eurotiomycetes; Eurotiales; Aspergillaceae. Gene Ontology annotation, cellular component: membrane.